This is a messenger RNA of Cryptococcus wingfieldii CBS 7118, 1293 nucleotides long. Its product is annotated as minor histocompatibility antigen H13. Gene Ontology annotation, biological process: membrane protein proteolysis. Lineage: Eukaryota; Fungi; Basidiomycota; Tremellomycetes; Tremellales; Cryptococcaceae. Gene Ontology annotation, molecular function: aspartic endopeptidase activity, intramembrane cleaving. The coding region runs from base 1 to 1293 and encodes 430 amino acids. The transcript has 7 exons. Gene Ontology annotation, cellular component: membrane; lumenal side of endoplasmic reticulum membrane; cytoplasmic side of endoplasmic reticulum membrane. The record is from RefSeq and is a predicted model, not a curated record.
AUGGCCCAGGAUCCGUCUCUGUGGGUCACAGGAACCUCCCUUGGUCUUCAGGCCCUUGUACCCAUCGUCAUCGGCUCUUACAAGUCGCUCAAAACACCAGAGGACACCAAGAGGAGGCUCAGAAAUGCCCAAAAGGGAAAAAUCCCAUUGGAAUCAGACGAAGAUGAAGACGAUGGUUUAGAGGAGCCAUUGACAUGGUGGGACUCGCUACUGUUUCCAGUCAUAGGAUCGGUGGUCUUGUUGGGCUUUUACGGGAUCGUCAAGUACUAUGGAACCGAAUGGCUGAAUCGGUUCAUGAACGCGUACUUCAGCAUAGCCGGUGUAUUCGCGAUACAGUCUACGUUCUCCACGAUAUUAUCCUUCCUGCUUAGCGCCCUUGGCGUCACGUCUACAAUCUACCAUGUCCGCGUGUCUUCGGGAUUCCGACAGAUUUUCCAUCUGCCCGUCACUCUCUCCUCUCUGUUCCUCAUCCCCGUCGCCAUCUCGAUCCCUGCGGCAUAUAUCUACUUUGGCAAGCCCUACAUCCUGUCAAAUAUCCUCGCUCUUAGCUUGUCCACUGAGACUCUGGGUCUCCUAAAGUUGGACUCUUUUGCAACAGGAUUCAUGCUGCUGGGAGCAUUGCUCGUAUACGAUGUCUUCUGGGUCUUUGCCACACCCGUCAUGGUCACCGUCGCUAAGACAAUCGACGCCCCUAUCAAAAUCCUCUCUCCCAAAACAUCCCCCUUCGCCUCCCCCACAAAGUUCUCCAUGCUCGGUCUGGGUGACAUUGUCGUCCCCGGCCUCAUCAUUGCUCUUUGUCUCAGAUAUGACCUCUACCGCUACGCGCAAGCUCACAAGGGUCAGAAUGUCACCCCCAAGAGCAAGUUUGGAAGGGGUUAUUUUAAUGUGGCGGUCUUGAGUUAUGUAUUGGGUUUGGGCGUUACUAUGGCUGCGAUGGGAUGGAGUGGACGGGCUCAGCCUGCGUUGCUCUAUUUGAGCCCUGCUUGUACCCUGGGGCCUCUUCUCUACGCCGCUGUCCGAGGAGAGCUCUCCCAACUCUGGGCAUACUCUGAAUCCUCAAAAACCCCCGAGGACCAGAAGCUUCUCGAUUCCACCAUCGAAGCCGCCUCCGAAGCCGCCAUCAAAGCCCGGGCUGAAGCCAAGGCUGCUGAGGCUGAGGCUACUGUCGCUGCCAAUGGGCUCGACGAGAAGGCGGAGCAGAAGGCGGAGGACGAUAGCUGGAUGAACGAUGGGGCUGGUGUUGGAACGUCAGAAGCAAAGCCGAAGAAGAAGAAAGGAGGCAAGAAGAAGUAG